This is a messenger RNA of Pelodiscus sinensis (Chinese soft-shelled turtle), 3518 nucleotides long. RefSeq names its product SKI proto-oncogene (gene SKI). NCBI's taxonomy places the organism in Eukaryota, Metazoa, Chordata, Testudines, Trionychidae. Gene Ontology annotation, cellular component: cytoplasm; nucleus; transcription regulator complex. Gene Ontology annotation, molecular function: DNA-binding transcription factor activity, RNA polymerase II-specific; SMAD binding; RNA polymerase II cis-regulatory region sequence-specific DNA binding. Gene Ontology annotation, biological process: negative regulation of BMP signaling pathway; negative regulation of transcription by RNA polymerase II; negative regulation of transforming growth factor beta receptor signaling pathway. The record is from RefSeq and is a predicted model, not a curated record.
AUGGAGUCUGUCAGCAGAAGCAGCUUCCAGCCCCAUCCCGGACUGCAGAAGACCUUGGAGCAGUUUCACCUGAGCUCCAUGAGCUCCCUGGGCGGCCCGGCCGCCUUCUCCGCCCGCUGGGCGCAGGAGAUGUACAAGAAGGACCAUGGCAAAGAUCCCGCGGAGCCUGUCCUCCACCUGCCCCCUAUCCCCCCCCCGCCGGUCAUGCCGGGCCCCUUCUUCAUGCCCUCGGACCGGUCCACGGAGCGGUGCGAGACCAUCCUGGAAGGGGAGACCAUCUCCUGCUUCGUGGUGGGGGGCGAGAAGCGGCUGUGCCUGCCCCAGAUCCUGAACUCGGUGCUCCGGGACUUCUCGCUGCAGCAGAUCAACUCGGUGUGCGACGAGCUGCACAUCUACUGCUCCCGCUGCACGGCCGACCAGCUGGAGAUCCUGAAAGUCAUGGGCAUCCUGCCCUUCUCGGCCCCGUCCUGCGGCCUCAUCACCAAGACAGACGCCGAGCGGCUCUGCAACGCCUUGCUCUACGGGGGCACCUACCCGCCCCACUGCAAGAAGGAGUUCUCCAGCACCCUCGAGCUGGAGCUCACGGAGAAGAGCUUCAAGGUGUACCACGAGUGCUUCGGGAAGUGCAAGGGACUGCUGGUGCCCGAGCUGUACACCAACCCCAGCGCUGCCUGCAUCCAGUGCUUGGACUGCAGGCUCAUGUACCCGCCUCACAAAUUUGUGGUCCACUCUCAUAAAUCCCUGGAGAACAGGACUUGCCACUGGGGCUUUGACUCGGCUAACUGGAGGGCCUAUAUCCUUCUCAGCCAGGAUUACACCGGGAAAGAGGAGAAAGCCAGGCUGGGCCAGUUCUUGGAUGAGAUGAAAGAGAAAUUCGACUACAGUAACAAAUACAAAAGAAAAGCACCCAGGGUCUCUUCAGAUCCUCCUGCUUCCAAAAAGCCCAAAAUUGAUGACUCUGCUUCCCAAUCUCCAACUUCUGCUGAGAAGGAAAAGCAAUCCAGUUGGUUGCGGUCCUUGUCUGGUUCAUCCAAUAAGAGCAUUGGUUGUGUCCAUCCCCGUCAGCGCCUCUCUGCUUUCCGGCCUUGGUCCCCCGCGGUUUCAGCAAAUGAGAAAGAGCUCUCCACACAUCUUCCCAUGUUGAUCCGAGACAGUUUUUACUCCUACAAAAGUUUCGAGACUUCUGUGGCCCCCAACGUGGCUCUCGCUCCUCCUGCUCAGCAGAAGAUUGUAAGCAAUUCCCCAUGUGCCACGGUGGUGUCACGGAACAGUGAACCACUGAGCAGCCCGGUCCAGCCCCGGAAAAGGAAGCUGACUGCAGACAACCCAGCCGUCCUGGAAGCCGCAGCCACUGUCACUGCUACCGAAGAGGACAAAGAAUCAGAAGCAGAGAUUGAAGUAGAAACCCGGGAGGAAUUCACCUCGUCCCUGUCCUCGCUCUCUUCCCCAUCCUUUACUUCGUCCAGCUCUGCGAAGGACAUGAGCUCCCCUGGAAUGCAAACCACGGCCAUCAUCAGCAACUCUUUUGAGGUUGCCGCCCAUGCUGAGUCUCACAACAGCGGCUUGGAAGCUGAACUGGAGCAUCUAAGGCAGGCCCUGGACAGUGGCCUGGAUACUAAAGAAGCCAAAGAGAAAUUCCUCCAUGAAGUGGUUAAGAUGAGGGUGAAGCAGGAAGAGAAGCUAAACGCUGCCUUGCAGGCUAAACGCAGCUUGCACCAGGAACUAGAGUUCCUGCGCGUGGCAAAGAAGGAGAAGCUGAGAGAGGCCACCGAGGCAAAGCGCAACUUGAGGAAAGAGAUCGAACGUCUUAGAGCUGAGAACGAGAAGAAAAUGAAAGAAGCCAAUGAGUCACGGAUACGACUAAAGCGGGAACUGGAGCAAGCCAGGCAGAUCCGGGUGUGCGACAAAGGAUGUGAAGCAGGCAGGCUGCGGGCCAAGUACUCUGCCCAGAUUGAGGACCUACAAGUCAAGCUUCAGCAUGCCGAGGCUGACAGGGAACAGCUCCGAGCUGACCUGCUGCAUGAGAGGGAGGCUCGGGAACACUUGGAAAAAGUGGUCAAGGAACUUCAGGAACAACUGUGGCCUAAAUCAAGCACUCAUGCCAGCAGUGAGAACACAGCAAACGACAUUGAGAACUAAACAAACACCACGUCAUCUAAUCCAGAUACAGAAUGACAUAUAUGCACAGUAAGGGAGGAUGUGUGGGGUGUGUGUGAACCUGCAUGUGUGAGUGGGUGUGUGCGGCUCUGCACACAUUUAUAAAUACGGACUUUAUUAUUAGUUGGAGGGCAAAUGUUACUCUUUACAACAGAAGCACUGACUUACACCUCUUUUUUCAAUCCAUAUAGCACAACAUCUUACUGUGCCUAUAACACACAGAGUGUUUAUAAACUAAAUACUUUUCAGUCCACUGCAAAUUUUCUACUGGCAAACUUCAAGGAAGCAGCAUCGUCCAACUCAAACCAGAGUCUAUGGCAAGCAACCAUGGCAGUGCGUUUACGUUGUCCUUGUGCUUGCUGGGACACUUUGAAAUUCAAACAAACAAAAAAACCCAACAAACUUUUUGUUAUAAGCUAUUUAAAAUGAUGACCUUAUACAGACUUGGUAUUAAAACAAUUAAUGAGAUUUUUUUUAAUAACAAACCUUUAAAAGCAAAACAAAAGAAUAAAAAAGAAACCCUUGAUGCACAAUUUUUAAACGACUUGUUACGGGCUUUGGGAUUCUUACUGUAGGAGCCCUAUGGUGAUGUUGCCAUUUCAUCAGCAAUUUUCCGCCCCUUAGGAAGCCAUCACAGUUUUAAUACUGUCAUGUGGUUCUAUGAGAAUUUCAGAGUGCUUUUCAAAAGUUGAUUUUUUUCUUUGUCCAAACGAUCCUCAUUUUCCUCUGCUAAACCCAUGAAGAAAGGAGGAUGGAGGGGAGUGCAUGUGUGGAGAGAGUGUAUGCUCGAGAGAGACAAACCCAGCCUUAUUGACUUCAGUGUUUGUAAAUCACGCCAAAAUCUUUAAAGUUAUCUGUCAUUAACUGAUGUGUUCAAAAGACUCGCUUCAUCCAUGAACACUUCAGUUUUAGGAAAAGAAUGGAAGAAGAAAUAAAAGCAAGGAAGAAGGUGGAUGAACUUAAGUUGGUUGAAAGAUAAGCAAAAAAAAAAAAAAAAAAAGAGAGAGACAUGCAUUUUGAAGUCAUUCUGAAAUCUUUACUUCAGCUUUCAGUUUUCCAGAGAACUUGUCUUUGUUACACAAUCUUUUCAUGAAUUCAGUAUUGAUUUACCUACUCGGCAAUGUCUGUCAGGAUUACUGUGCCCGAGGAGAGUGCAACACCCGAUACUACAGAAAACUAAGAACGAUACUUUUGCUGCUGUGAAUAAGGCUACAUCUUUUAUUUUUUUUAAACAAUAAAAAUUACUUUAAUUUUGGGAUCCAAGCCGCAACCCUGGAAUAAAAAUGCAGCAUUACAUCACUUUUGUCUUUUUUAUUAUUAUUUUUAUUAUUAUUUUUAAAAGAACUGCACUUUGUCAAAAU